Molecule: messenger RNA, 5207 nt
Organism: Alosa sapidissima (American shad)
Lineage: Eukaryota; Metazoa; Chordata; Actinopteri; Clupeiformes; Clupeidae
Gene: fam131bb
Product: family with sequence similarity 131 member Bb
Exons: 9
Coding region: 129-1544 (471 amino acids)
Source: RefSeq, a predicted model, not a curated record
GAGAGGAGAAGAGCAAGAGAAGAGAAGAGAAGACGAGAGAAGGAGAGAGAGAGAAGGAGAGAGGGGGAGAAUGUAUGGUGAAAGGGUAGCGCUUCCUUGCUGUUUUCCAGGGCCUUAGUGAAUGAACCAUGGGAUGCAUCGGCUCCAGAACCCUCACAGCAGAUGGGCUCCCUGUGCAAAAGGAUGGAGAGCAGCAUGGCCAAACAGACUUUUCAUGGGAUGGAAUCAAUCUCUCCAUGGAAGACACCACGUCCAUUUUGCCUCGGCUGAAGAAGAGGCACUCCAAUGCGUAUGGGAUCGGUGCUCUGGCUAAUGCGUCUCUAUCAGGUGUGUCAGGGGUGUCCCGGUCCAUGAAGGACAAGGUGACGAAGCCGACAGCGAUGGCGCAGGGCAAGGUGGCGCACAUGAUCGAGUGGCAGAACUGGGGCAUGCAGACGGUGGGGCCGGGCGGCACGUAUGGCGUACGCGCCUCUUCCCUGCACAUGCAGCAGGAACGCAAGAUGGAGAAUGACGCCUACAGCGACCUGAGCGACGGAGAGAAGGAGGCCCGCAUGGCCGCAGGAGUCCUGCAGCAGUUUGCCAUCUCCGAGGCGACGCUCCUGGCGUGGACGUCGAUGGAUGAAAGCAUGAGUGCAGGCUCCAAUCAGGGCAGUGUGGCCCACCUGAGCGAGGCCAAUCAGGAGAGCAUCACUAGUAGAGAUCAGAUCCUGCACCACUCCUCUGCAGAAGUGUGGCCCCAUACGUACGUAUCGCAAGGCCACUACUGCAUCUCCUCCUCGGACGCCUGGGAGCCAAUCAGCAACGAGCCCUCUGGCAUGGCCUCGCCCGCUGCUGGCUCGUACGUGAUGGGGGGCGGGGCUUCCAGUGAGGGAGGCUAUGAGGGCAACGCUGCUGCUACCCACUUCCUGUCACAGCAGCAGCAGCAGCAGCAGCAACUUGCCCUGCAGCAGAGUCAGCAGAUCUGCCAGCAGAUCCAGCAGCUGCAGCAGUUACAACACUACCAGCAACAACAGCUGCUACAGUACCAGUCCCUAGAACAGAGGCUACACAGCACCUCUCACUCACUGCAAGCCACGCCCAACAGCACCAUCCAUAGCUUGCAGCCGCCCACACACCACCCGCCACUGGUGGACUUAUGGGGGGCGGGCCAUAUGGAGGCCUAUCAGUCAGAGGUGGGAGGGUUUGUGGGUGUGGCCACCGCCUCAGAGGGCGGCCUAAACGUGCCGACUGCAGAGGACAUAGUGAAAGAGCACUCGCCUUUGCUGGAGACGCAAGAGGAGGAAGAGGUCAAGGAAGAGGAAGUAACGUCGUGCUUGGAGCCUGAGUCAGUCACUCUUAGCCCCUCCCCUGCGCACAGAACCCCGCCCACUGGAGGCAGCAGCCCAGCACACGCCGCGCACGGGACUCCGCCCACCGGCGGCAGUAGUCCAGGACAGGUCACGGAGCGCAAAGCCUCUGAUGUCACCCCUUCUGUCAUCGAAAUGCUGGAGGAGAAACAGCAAGAGAUGGAGGGGUCAUCAGCCACGCCCAUAAGCACCAAUUGACUAACAGGUGUGAAUGGAGGACUUUUAGAGGGAUGUAUCCAGUUACCAACCAACUAACCCUUUGAUUUUCAGGUAUUACACACUUUGGUCUUGGAAACGGAGACAUGGCAUCAUGGACUUUAAAGUGGCAGGUUGAUGGAGCUAAUACGAAAAGAAAUAUGAAUUGAAUUGUUUUUUUAAUUGUUUUCUUAGUUUUUUUCUUCUAUCCCUAAAUAACUCCAUGGGGCUGAAGGGAAGAGUCAACUGGAAGAGAGAAUGCGAGAGAAAGAGAGAGAGAGAGUUAUAAAAUGACUGAGGUCUUGCAUGCUUUUAAUUGGGAAGUGACUGUAAUCUCACGUCGUAUGAAAUAUUAACGGUAUCUAGUAAUAAGAUAUGUCAGAAACAAUAAUAAUUUUCUACUAAAGCAAAAAACUACAAAAACAUAUAUAUAAAUAUAUACAACUGUAAGAUACAUGAACCAUAAGAAGACAUCAGAUUUAUUUCUCUCCCCCAGGUCAAAUAAUCUUAUGAAAAUGUAAGAGAUUGAAAUCAGGCAUAGAAUUAAAGGCCAAUUCCCACCUAACAAAAAUAAUAAACAAAAGUAAUGACCCCAUCCUUUUAUGCUCUCUGUGAGGAUAAACAGAUGUGCGUGUACUUUCUUUAAAACAGACACAUAAUCUGUGUCUGUGUAUGCUCUGGGAUUCUUCACUGAGUUUUACAGAUGCCUUGGAUAUCCUGUUAUACAUCAAUAUUAAUAAGUCUUUAUUUUAAUAGAUUUAAUUUGAUGCUACUUCAAUACACAGGGGUCCCUUUUCUUUUAGAAAAAUAAAAUAUGUGGUCCCUCUCUCCUGGUUGUCACUAAACCAAGCAUAAGGUUUGAAAUAAAACGGCAGAACCCUUGACGAAGGAACACACACACAAAUCCACAUAAACACUGCUGCACAGUAUUGCAUUGUAUCCUCGAGUGCUUCCUAUUCUGUCUUGUGGUAUGCAUGCGGUCUGCUCGUGUCUCAUGGUGUGCUAAGAACACUGUAUAGAGUUUUGCACUGAAUCCCAGGAUGAGUGAGCUGAGAUUCUCUGGCAGGAAGUCGUAUAGAUUAAAAUAGGCAGAAAACAGGCUUACCUUUGCACUCAAUAUGGCCGCCAGAGCUGAGUUGCCUCAAAACGAACACUCACAUAAAAUGCAUUGUCAGGAUAGAGGAGGGGUGUUCUAAAGAAUGACCUGGAGAGCUUACAGAAUGUUUCAGAGACAGAUUUCAGUGACAGUGGAAUUCUUAUAAGAGAUUAUUAUAGUUUAACAUACAGUACAUAUGUAUUCACGGUAUGUCUUGAAGACGGCCUGGUGACUCUGGUCUUUCAGGAAUAGUGCAUCAACUGGAACAAUAUGGUGGAGAUCACCAUGACUUCAAUAGGAGGAAAUGUCACAACAGACAUGCUUUUGAGCCUGUGAUUCCAGGCUUCAGCUCAUCCAUGGUCACCUGGCCACACCUGGCCGCACCUGGACCCAUGUAAAUACAAAUCCCAUUCACAUUUUCAGCCACAGGACUAAUUCAUUUAUUUUUGUACUAACCAACUAAAUCUCAAAUUCCUUUUUUGGAGCAUACGAGUUGUUUUCCCUGGACCACCAGCUAAUGGGUUUAUUUCACAGCGGCACUGUUCUGGAGGUGGGGAUGUACACUGGGGCGAACAUGGGACAUGUAAAUAUCACAAUGCUUGGAAUGGACAACACUGGAAUAUCUGUGCGGCUUUGAGCGCCCCUCAGAGUGGACCUGGGGGUGCGGGUGGACUGAUCUCGGUACAGGACGUCCCGCGACCUUGUGUACAACUCAGGCCAAGUGACUCAGAAGUGAGUAGAUGUCUUCCUGUUUCGCAUGUGCAAGUGUGUUGCGGGGAGCGUGUGCGUUUGCAGUGGACAAGGAAAGAUCGCUUUAGGGCACCCAGACAAAUCUGCAUGAGUCACGGAUGAUCAUGAGAUUGUGAUUCUUUAAUUGGAGACGAUUUUCUUUUCACCUUUUUGAUGAUUGUGUGUACAAUUCUGAGGGGGAGAAAAACAAACAAAUAAUGCUUAUAAUAACCUACUUCUGAGGUUUAUUGACUUCGAUGAAUUUAUUUAUUGAUUGAUUAUUUAUGCAAUGUUGGGACAAUGUUUAUUUUUCUACGGAAUUGUAGGUUCCCCUCCUCCUGUUUGUUGGAGUGCAUAUUGUUGGUCACACAGUAGUCAUGGCAACGGCUCGAGGCCCAGUUCUAUUUCCUGUCUCUGCUUCUGAUCACAUUUUCCCUGAGCCGCCACCUAGGGCUGCUACUCCUCACGAGCAUUGUAAUCAUGACUUCACUUCCUGUGAGACUUGCUGCGGAGUCAUGGUAACAGGUUGUGCCAUUGUCCACCAAUCAGCUCUCUUCAGACUGUCCACAAAGGUAAAAAAAAAGAAAAUAACAUCCACAAAAUGUAAUAAAUAGUUUAUAAUGCUCUGAUGGAGCCACUUGGUCAGGAAGCCAGGUAAAGCGUGGUCUUUAGUUGCACAUUGGACUUCUCUGUCUUGACUUGAGGCCAGGGUUGAGCUGAAAGAGACCUGUUGCCAAUGAUAUGUGUUCGUUUAUUGAUUUCAGAAUUCUUUGGAGGAGGGAAAACUUGAAGCCUGUACAAACUUUACUCUUUUAGUGGUGUAGGUAGCCUUCCCCUGAAGCUAUAUCAUCCCCUAUUCACUGCUGCGGUGCCCCCCCCUCCCAUUCUUCCCCUCUGAGAGGGAUGAGAGAGAAGGGAGAGGUGGAGAAACAGAACUCUGGUAAAUGACUGAUGGUCUUGAAUUGAAGUUGGUUAAAGUGCACCAAAUACUGUCUUUGCCACUGAAUUAAUUACGGGGAGAUGCAGCUUCAGCGCACAGGCUUUUUAUUGCUUUCUAUGUCAGAUAAGAGAUGUUAUGAAUGAACUUAAUAAUGAGAAGCCAAAUGUAUUUCCUUGGAUGUUACUGUUUAUGGAUUAUGUGUUUACAGUUUUAGCCACUUGAUUUCAGACUGGGUUUUUCUGUCUGUUGCUUUUUUUGUAUGAUUUAACUGGCGUGUUUCAAUAGCAAACCAUCCACAUGUAUGUCUCUAUGACUACUUUCAGUUGUCUUUCUUUCUUUUCUUAAUUUUUCUCUUGUGUUCUCUUGCUCUUUCUUAAACUCUCACUCUAAUCUCUUGUCGUCCAUGUAUGUCCCUUUCCCGUCCCCUUUGUGGCUGUUUAUUUGUUUGUCUGUCUAAUGUUUGUUUGUCUCUGUCUUUGUCACUGUGUGAUCCACCCUUGGUGGAAAAACAAAUUACGCCCAGAACAACUUCUUGGAUUUGUUUUUGUACACAAAUCAGGCAUGAACAUGCCUAAGAAGGUUCAUACAUUUUAAAUAGAUGUGUUUUGGAAAUGUGCCGUAUCAGCAAACCUGAACUUAAUUUUUUUGCGGGUGAAUUGAUUUGAAUAUAUCUGUGAGUGGAAUAUUGUUUUCUGUGGCACCCUUACCUACCUAUGCAUGCUAGUCUGAAGCUUGUCAAAAAGAUGGUCCCUCCAGUGUGGUUUCACUCCUUUGUCUUUCUCUCUCUCUCUCUCUUUCACUUUUCCUUCUCUUUUCCCUGCACGAGAAACCACCUCCAUCCCCUGACCUGACUCCCAAAUCAUCCCCUUCCCAAAUGAAAAUAAACAUACAAAUGACUAUG